Messenger RNA from Oryctolagus cuniculus (rabbit), 3512 nucleotides. It is a transcript of the gene ABCD3, whose product is annotated as ATP binding cassette subfamily D member 3. The record is from RefSeq and is a predicted model, not a curated record. Gene Ontology annotation, biological process: peroxisome organization; fatty acid beta-oxidation; very long-chain fatty acid catabolic process. Gene Ontology annotation, molecular function: ABC-type transporter activity; long-chain fatty acid transmembrane transporter activity; ATP binding. Lineage: Eukaryota; Metazoa; Chordata; Mammalia; Lagomorpha; Leporidae. Gene Ontology annotation, cellular component: peroxisome; peroxisomal membrane.
CCCCUCCGCCGGCUCGCUCACCCUGGUGGUGCCAUGGCGGCCUUCAGCAAGUACUUGACGGCGCGAAACUCCUCGCUGGCGGGGGCCGCGCUCCUGCUGCUCUGCCUGCUCCACAGACGGCGCCGCGCCCUGGGCCUGCACGGUAAGAAAAGUGGAAAACCACCAUUACAGAAUCAUGAGAAAGAAGGAAGAAAAGAGCGAGCUGUUGUGGACAAGGUAUUUUUAUCAAGGCUGUCAAAGAUUCUGAAAAUUAUGGUCCCUAGAACAUUUUGUAAAGAGACAGGUUACUUGAUACUUAUUGCUGUUAUGCUGGUGUCUCGAACAUAUUGUGAUGUUUGGAUGAUUCAAAAUGGGACACUCAUUGAAAGUGGUAUCAUUGGUCGUAGCAGAAAAGAAUUCAAGAGAUACUUAUUCAACUUCAUCGCUGCCAUGCCUCUUAUCUCUUUGGUUAAUAACUUCUUGAAGUAUGGGUUAAAUGAACUCAAGCUAUGCUUUCGAGUACGGCUCACUAAAUACCUCUAUGAGGAGUAUCUUCAAGCUUUCACAUAUUAUAAAAUGGGAAAUCUGGACAGCAGAAUAGCUAAUCCAGACCAGCUGCUCACACAAGAUGUUGAAAAAUUUUGUAACAGUGUAGUUGAUCUAUAUUCAAAUCUUAGUAAGCCAUUUCUAGACAUUGUUUUAUAUAUCUUCAAGUUAACAAGUGCAAUUGGAGCGCAAGGCCCAGCGAGCAUGAUGGCCUACUUAGUUGUUUCUGGGCUGUUCCUAACUCGACUUAGAAGACCCAUUGGUAAGAUGACAAUAACUGAGCAGAAGUAUGAAGGUGAAUACAGAUAUGUUAAUUCCCGGCUCAUCACAAAUAGUGAAGAAGUUGCCUUUUACAAUGGGAAUAAAAGAGAAAAGCAGACAAUCUACUCAGUCUUCCGAAAACUGGUGGAGCACCUGCAUAAUUUCAUUUUGUUCCGGUUCUCUAUGGGCUUCAUGGAUAGUAUAAUUGCCAAAUACCUGGCCACUGUAGUUGGUUACCUAGUCGUCAGCCGCCCUUUUCUAGAUUUGUCUCACCCUCGACAUCUCAAGAGUACACAUUCAGAACUUCUGGAGGAUUACUACCAAAGUGGAAGAAUGCUUUUGCGAAUGUCUCAAGCUCUGGGUCGAAUAGUUUUGGCUGGACGUGAAAUGACUAGAUUGGCUGGUUUUACUGCCCGGAUUACAGAACUAAUGCAGGUAUUAAAGGAUUUAAAUCAAGGCAAAUACGAACGCACAAUGGUCUCACAGGAAAAAGGUAUUGAAGAAGCACAAAUCAGUCCCUUGAUACCUGGUGCUGGAGAAAUCAUCAAUGCAGAUAACAUUAUAAAGUUUGAUCAUGUUCCUUUGGCAACGCCAAAUGGAGACAUCUUGAUCAGAGACCUUAAUUUUGAAGUUCGAUCUGGAGCCAAUGUUCUCAUUUGUGGUCCAAAUGGCUGUGGGAAGAGUUCUCUUUUCCGGGUUCUUGGUGAACUAUGGCCUCUCUUUGGAGGACGCCUAACUAAACCUGAAAGAGGAAAGUUAUUUUAUGUUCCUCAGAGACCUUAUAUGACCCUUGGAACACUUCGAGACCAAGUGAUCUAUCCAGAUGGAAGAGAAGAUCAGAAAAAGAAGGGGAUAUCUGACCUAGUACUGAAGGAAUAUUUAGACAAUGUCCAAUUGGGUCAUAUCCUUGAACGUGAAGGAGGCUGGGACAGUGUUCAGGAUUGGAUGGAUGUACUCAGUGGUGGAGAAAAACAAAGAAUGGCGAUGGCAAGAUUAUUUUAUCACAAGCCCCAGUUUGCCAUUUUGGAUGAAUGCACUAGUGCAGUUAGCGUGGACGUGGAAGGAUACAUUUACAGCCACUGUCGGAAGGUUGGCAUCACUCUCUUCACUGUGUCACACAGAAAAUCUCUUUGGAAACACCAUGAGUACUACCUGCAUAUGGAUGGCAGAGGCAAUUAUGAAUUCAAACAGAUAACAGAAGAUACAGUUGAGUUUGGCUCUUAGAGAAAUCUGGAGAACUGACGCACUGCAAUGAAACAAUUACAGAAUACACUUAAAAAUACAAAAUACCUUGUAAAAUAAAAAUUGAGCUUGUUUUUUUUUAAAACAAAGCAACAAAUUAGAUAUAGAAUAAUGGAGAACAAGUUGUUAAACCAUUUAAUAUUAUAUAGGAUAUUGCCAAUUGUGUAUAUGUUGGUUUAAUCAUUAAUAUGUACUAAGAAUGUCCUUAUUCUUGUGGUUAAAAACCUGCCUAAAUUAAAUUGGGCUUAAAUCAGUGUAACCUGAUUCAUCCUGGGAUGUAAACCAUUUGAAGUCAGCUAAUUUGACUUUGAUGCCUCUAUCUUUUCCUUCAGUGAAGAACCCUAUUUAAAACUGGGGUCAUCACUCGUCCUCUUCUAACUUUGAACUUCAUUUUCUUUGUCCCAUGGUAAUGGGAACCAAACAAAUCAUAAUGUGUUAUUAAAAAUAUGUAACGUUAUUGCGUAAUAGCAUUUAUCACACGGUUAGCAGAUUUCUUUAGUUGCCAGUUAUAUUCAUUCCUUGUAUAUGCCUUGGGGUGCAUUUGACUCUAGGAAUGCCAUUUGGAUUUUCUUUAAGUAAUAGGUGUGUCCCUCUCAGUCUGCAGGAUUGACUUGUUUGGAGGGUUUUUUAGGUGAUGUAUGUAACAAAAAUGUAUGUGCAGCCAUGCUUACAAGGGAUGGUUUCUGUUUGUCACACCUAAUCUUCCCAAUGUUUGGGAUUUUAAUACACAAGAUCCUUACCUGUCAAACUCGUGCUCUUACGAGAUUUGGAAUUUUUAAAAGAAUUGGACGGAAGUGUGUGUGUGUGAGAAGCCAUUUGUUAGAAGCUGGUGGUUGUAUGGUGUCUGACUCCAGAUGAGCCGUAGGAAUGCACUGUGGGAAAUAAUGCACUGAAUAUGCAGUACCGUCACUGUCUUUGACCGUGGUUUAUGUUUAAAAAUAGGUUACAAAAUGUUAUGCACAUGAAUGAAUUCUUUUUCCUGGGUGCUGGUUUAUCUCUGUGAAUCCUGAAUAACUUUCUGUAUUUGGGUUGUUAGGCUGAACAGUUUUGAGAGAAACUCACUCAGCUCAGCAGCCCACCGUUCUUGAUCACAUGUAUUAUUUGCACCAGGAAAGAUGAAACAGAAUAGGAUCAAAAAGCUAGAUGGGAAAGCAGUUUUAUCAAACUGGGGCUCACAAAGGGGCAUUUUAUAUUCUCGUUUCUGUAUAACUGGUUUUGUUUUUAGCAAAAUUAACUAUAAUAAUCACUGGUUACCAAAGUAAACAUAAUGUACUGAUUCCAUAAAACUUACCUUUCAGUUUUUACCACUUCUCUUUAGCAACCUUGUAUACUUAUUUUCUGUUCAGAUUAUAAACAAUCAGAUACUCUAUACAAACUUUGAUUAUUCCCCCCUCCCCUCCCAGUAUCUAAAUACAGAGCUGUUCAUACAUGGUUCAUACAAUUUUGACUUGAAAAAGCAAAAUAAAUUAACAUUCAGAAAGCUA